This is a messenger RNA of Sphaerodactylus townsendi, 1602 nucleotides long. RefSeq names its product gastrula zinc finger protein XlCGF7.1-like. NCBI's taxonomy places the organism in Eukaryota, Metazoa, Chordata, Lepidosauria, Squamata, Sphaerodactylidae. Gene Ontology annotation, biological process: negative regulation of transcription by RNA polymerase II. The record is from RefSeq and is a predicted model, not a curated record. The transcript has a single exon. Gene Ontology annotation, molecular function: DNA-binding transcription repressor activity, RNA polymerase II-specific. The coding region runs from base 712 to 1167 and encodes 151 amino acids.
GCUUUCUCCAAGUGUUGAAAUCUUAGGUAAUGAAUCCAAUCAUCGCACAAAUCAAAGAAGGCACAUGGGGGAGAAAAUGAGAAGUAUGAAGAAACCAUCAGCCACAGCACAGAAUUUUCAUAUUCAAGUAACCACACUGUGAAGAAACCAUAUAGAUGCUCUGAAUGUGGAAAAGGCUUCAGUCAGAAAGGAAACCUUAAGUAUCACCAUAGAAUCCACACAGGAGAGAAGCCAUACAGCUGCUCAGUGUAUGGAAAGCACGACAAUCAGAAGUCCCAUCUUAACAAGCACCAAAUAAUUCACACAGGGGAGAAACCAUACCAGUGUUCAGUGUGUGGAAAGCGCUUCAAUCAAAGCGCACAUCUUGUAAGACAUGAAAGAAUCCACACUGGGGAGAAGCCAUACAAAUGCUCAGUUUGUGGAAAGAACUUCAGUCAAAGCACAAAUCUAACUUAUCAUGAAGCAAUCCACACUGGGGAUAUACCAUAUACUUGCCCCAUGUGCAGAAAAAGCUUCAGUUGGAGCAUGCAUCUUCUUAGACAUGAAAGAAUUCACACAGGGGAAUAAUCAGUGUGUGGAAAGAAUUUCAGUCAAAGAGCAGGUCUUGCUUUCUCUGAAAGAAUCCAUGCUGGGGAGAUACCUCUUGAAUGUUCUGAGUGUGGGAAGAGUUUAAGUGAUAUCACAAGUCUUAUCUCCAAGCAGAAAAUACCCAUGGGGAUGAACUCAUUUUCAUGUUCUGAGUGUGGAAAGGGUUUCUGUCAUAGCACCUGCCUUUCAAUGCAUCAGAGAAUUCACACUGAGGAAAAACCAUAUACAUGCUCCGAGUGUGGAAAGGGCUACAGUUACAGAAUUCACUUGACUAUCCAUCAAAGAGUCCAUACAGGGGGAAAACCAUAUAUGUGCACAGAAUGCAGGAAAAGCUUCAGUCACAACACAAGCCUUAUUUCACAUACAAGAAUUCACACAGGGGAGAAACCUUAUAAAUGCACAGUGUGUGGUAAAAGCUUCACUCAGAGCACAAGCCUUAAUUCACAUAAACAAAUCCACACAGGAGAGAAACCAUUUACAUGCUUUGAGUGUGGAAAGGGCUUCCAUCAAAGCUCACAACUUACUUCCGAUCAAAGAAUCCACACAGGGGAGAAAUCAUUUCAGUGUUCCGAGUUCUGAGUGUGGAAAGAGUUUUAGUCAUAGUACAAGCCUUUCAAAACAUCGAAGAACUCACACUGGGAAAAACUGUAUUAUUGCACCAAGUGCGGAAAUAGCUCCAGUCACAGACCAACCACUUCUUAUUGUCCCAGAAACUAUACAGGGAAGAAAUGGUACUCUUGAUCAGAGCAUGGAACAAGCUUCAUUUAUGGCCAAUUCCUCAUACAUCAGCACAUUCACACAGUGGUAGAUCCUUGGAAUCUUAGCAAUGAUUACAGUAUGGAAAGAUCUUCUGAAGAGCUGGAGCCCUUCAUUCCAGGUGAUUGAUUCCCAGAAGACAGCAUAAACAUCUCUGGUUAAUCAAAUAUUAACAAUCAAAUGGCAGCCUACUCCUGUGAGAUUAUCUGUAUAAAUUCUCAAAUACUGCAACAGAAAAUCACAAUGGAGUUUUAUAAC